AUGACUUGGAAUGUUAUAAAUACUUAGGAAUACACUGAUGAUUAAAUUGCUAGUGGUUAUCUACUGACAGCUGGAAGCAACAAUGAUAAUUCCCAGAAAAUUAGGAAACUCAAUUUAACCUCAUUUAGCUAAUUAAAGAAUAAAACCAUAGCACUGAGUUAAAAUAUGAAUAGAGACUUAUUGAUUGAUCUUUGUUCUGAAGAUGAAAUUGGUAGUAUCGAAAGUCAUACAAAGAAGUUUUACGGAUUAUUUGAUUAAACUAUCCUAUUAGUUUCAAGAGCCAUCGGAAUUGGUUUCAUGUAUUUCCCAAGUUUCUCUAAUUGGCAAAUAUUUAUCACAGCUUAUUACAAUGGAGGAGGGCGUGCUUCAGUUAUUGGUGUGAGUGUCAUAAUUAUUUUCACUUUCUCACUUUACCCUUCAUAGUAUUUUAAACUUAUUGGUUCUGUUGUUGUUGAAUUGAUAUGCAGAAUAAGUAAUCAAAAUCUGCAUCUAGAUUAACCCUACAAUGAAAGUUUGAAUUGCAAAAAGCCUAAUUGGAGAGUUUUAAGUCUUAAUGACAAUUUAUUAAGUCUUUUUCCAAACAUCUGCUUUGCUUUUAGUUUCGAGGGAUUCGUAAUGCCUAUGCACUAACUUUCAGUUAUCAAGGAUCAUAAUGGAGGGAGAGCUUUCAAAGCAUGCCUAUAUUACAUUAUGACUAUAUUGAUGACUGGGAAUAAAAAUGACAAUUUAGCCAACUUACUUUCUAUUAUACUACUUAUUAUGGUACUAACUUAGAGCAUCUUACAGCUUCUUUAUACUUUUUAUGAAAAUAAUCCUAGAUAUUCGAAAGAGAGACUACUAGCAAAUAAAAAAAGAAACUGCUAUAAUCAGCCUUUCCAAGCCCUGUAUCUCUUGUCAAAGAUAGGAAUAGUGUGA
Molecule: messenger RNA, 915 nt
Organism: Stylonychia lemnae
Lineage: Eukaryota; Ciliophora; Spirotrichea; Sporadotrichida; Oxytrichidae
Source: the annotation of a GenBank genome assembly